Molecule: messenger RNA, 2221 nt
Organism: Pieris napi
Lineage: Eukaryota; Metazoa; Arthropoda; Insecta; Lepidoptera; Pieridae
Product: UDP-glycosyltransferase UGT5-like
Exons: 4
Coding region: 47-1591 (514 amino acids)
Molecular function (GO): UDP-glycosyltransferase activity
Source: RefSeq, a predicted model, not a curated record
AUAAAAAGUGAAGCUAGCCAGUAACAACAGAUUUAGUAAUUUUACAAUGUAUAUACUAACAGUUUUGGUAUUAUCAUAUGUAUUGACGGUAGCUAAUACAGCGAGGAUUCUUGGGGUAUUUCCAACUCCAUCUGUAAGCCAUCAAGUUGUGUUUAGACCAUUAAUGCAAGAAUUAGCAAGACGAGGACAUGAUGUAACAGUCAUAACCACAGAUCCGAUAUUCUCUAAAAACAACUCUCCAAAAAACUUUACAGAAAUAAGUGUUCAUGAUGUAUCAUACAAAAUCUGGAAGAAUAAUUUUACACAUGAUGUUAAAUUUGGGAAGAAAGGUGAUAUGUACACACAGGUUGAGAGUUUUACAGUUUUGAAUACUAUGUUGGCAUCUGCUCAAUUUAGGCAUCAGCAAGUCCAAGAUUUAAUCAAUAAACGAGGAAAAUUUGAUUUGUUAUUCAUCGAAGCCUGGCAAACACAAGCUUAUUAUUAUUCUCACAUAUUUAAAGCUCCUGUAAUAUUAUUAAGUUCAUACGGUAUGUUUGGAAAUGAAGAUAUUGCUGUUGGUGCUGCAACGCACCCGUUUUUAUUUCCCAAACUAGUGCAACAAAGAACAUUUAAUCUUACAUUUUGGGAGAAAGCUCAAGAGUUAUACAGACAUUACUGGUUUCGAGAAUUGUGGUCAACAAUGGAAAAAAAUGAUUGUCAUCUAUGGGGACAGCUUUUGGGAAAAAAAGUUCCUGAUUUCAAGGAAAUAAAUAAUAAUAUUGAUAUGAUGUUUUUGAACGUUCAUCCAAUGUGGAUUAGUAACCAACCUCUUCCACCUAAUAUCAUUACAAUUUGGGGUAUUUAUAAAAACCAAAGAAAAGCGUUACCUACGGAUCUUCAAAAUUAUCUCGACUCAUCCAAAAAUGGUGUGAUUUACAUAAGUUUUGGUUCCAACGUUCUCUCAUCAGCUCUAUCUCCUGAUUGGAUACAAUUAUUUGUUCGGGUGUUUGCUAGAUUAAAGUACGAUGUAUUAUGGAAAUGGGAACAAACAGAACUACCUGGUAAAUCGGAAAACAUCAAGAUAUCAAAAUGGCUGCCACAAUCAGAUUUAUUAAGACAUCCAAAUAUAAAACUGUUCAUCACGCAAGGUGGUUUGCAGUCCACUGACGAGGCUAUAACUGCUGGAGUACCAACAGUAGGAGUGCCGAUGCUUGGAGACCAGUGGUUUAAUUUAGAAAGACAUGUUUAUUUCAAAAUUGGUAAAAAUCUUCACAUGGAGACCCUCACCGAAGAAGAUUUAGAAACAGCUAUUCAUACUGUUAUAAAUGAUACCAGUUACAGGGAUAAUGUGGUUAAACUCCGGACACUCAUGGAGGAUCAGCCACAGAGUGCGUUAGAUCGCGCAGUGUGGUGGACAGAGUAUGUGCUGCGCCAUGGAGGCGCGAAGCACCUUCGAUCUGCGAAUGCUAAUAUGUCCUGGAUUGAGUUCUAUGAAGUAGAAUUUGUACUAAAAUUAGCAUCUCUCAUACUGCUUUCAUUGGCGCUAGUCGUAGCUGUUUUGUACUUCAUGUAUAUCAGUUUUGUAACGAAGCCAAAACUUAAAAAACAUUAAAGGGAUAUUAAAAAUUUAGUGUUAAAAAAACCUCAGAUAAAAUUAAGCCCUUACUUUAAGCCAAUGUAUAUUUUUAAAAUUCAUAUGUUCAGGAUAAUUGUAAAAGAUGACAAUGUAAAAGAUAAUUAUAUAUUUCUGUAAUGUUUUCAAAAGUUUUUGUAUACAAGAAUAAUGAGUAUUCCCUACAUAGUCACCAAAUAACGAAAACAUUUACUAUAAAGCGGGCCAAAUAAAACAUAGCUUCAAAUCCGUUAAAAAAGUGUUUUUCUAAAUUAAGUAUGUUUAAUUAUAAUUUUUCGUAAGUUAAAAACCGCUUAAAAAAGUGUUCUUCGAUGUCUAAAAGUUAUAUCAAUGAAAGACUACAUACCUACUUAAUUUGUCAAAUAACGAACUUGUCAAUUGUCAGAACUUGACAUUUGACAUAACUACGUGAAAGGUGCCCUAAGUCCUAAGAAAUAUGUCAGAAGUAAACUAAAUUUUGUUUCUUCAACCAAAUUGUGAAUGUAGUAGCUGAAAAUGUUAAUUCUUUAAAAGGCAGAAUAUGUUAUAUUUACGUUAUUUAAUUAGUGUAGUGUUCCGAUAAUAUUAAGUGAAUUAAUCUACAUUUAAAAAAAAAUAACAUAAUAAUAA